This is a messenger RNA of Neohortaea acidophila, 1677 nucleotides long. Its product is annotated as arginine biosynthesis ArgJ. Bases 185 to 1654 code for a protein of 489 amino acids. The record is from RefSeq and is a predicted model, not a curated record. Gene Ontology annotation, biological process: L-ornithine biosynthetic process; L-arginine biosynthetic process. Gene Ontology annotation, cellular component: mitochondrial matrix. Gene Ontology annotation, molecular function: L-glutamate N-acetyltransferase activity, acting on acetyl-L-ornithine as donor; L-glutamate N-acetyltransferase activity, acting on acetyl-CoA as donor. The transcript has a single exon. NCBI's taxonomy places the organism in Eukaryota, Fungi, Ascomycota, Dothideomycetes, Mycosphaerellales, Teratosphaeriaceae.
ACUCAAUGGAUGCGUCCCAGAGGCGAAAUGGGAAAUGAUGGAGCGAUGAGCCGAUGACAGCGCCGUGGUCUUAGUUAAAACGCAGUCAUUCACUCAUUGCGGAAGACGCGGUCAUUUCCACUCUCCCACCUCGCAACACACCCCACGCCGGGACUUCCAAGACUUGCGCCUGCGUGAAUUGAAGAUGCCCGCGGAGAUGGGUCGUUCAGUCACCAUGCGAUGCUCGUUCGCAGCUCAGAUUCGUCGAUAUUCGGCGGCACCAUCUCGCUCCAUUCCUCCUGCCAAACAACGUUUUGUGCCCAAAUCGGGCACCUAUCCCAAGGGGUUUCUGGCCGGGACGUCCCACGCCGGCGUGAAGGCGUCGAAUACACAACACGACGAUAUAGCGCUGGUCGUCUCGGAGAAGCCGUGCGUUGCUGCCGCCGUGUUCACUCGCAACCUCUUCCGUGCGGCACCUCUCGAAUUCUCCAGGGCCCUUCUGCAUCGCCGGCAAAACGCGGGCGUGCGUGGAGUGGUGGUGAACUCUGGCUGUGCCAAUGCAGUGACUGGAAAGAAGGGUCUCUACCAUGCAAACGAAAUGUCCAAAAGUAUCGAUCAAUGCUUUGAUCCGGAGGAGCACUUCCAAACCAACGAGGAGGAAUUCAAGCUUCGCACGCUCGUCAUGAGCACCGGGGUGAUUGGGCAACACCUGCCCAUUGAUCGCAUCCGAGAAGCAAUUCCCCGCGCCCAUGCUGCCCUUGGCUCGGAGCAUGAACACUUCAUGGCCGCCGCUCAAGCCAUCUGCACCACCGACACCUUCCCCAAGCUCAUCUCCCGCACCUUUACCCUGCCUUCUCACCCCGAAACCGAGUAUCGAAUCGCCGGCAUGACCAAAGGCGCCGGCAUGAUCCAUCCAAACAUGGGCACGCUGCUUGGCAUCAUCUGCACUGAUGCCAACAUCACGCCCGGAUGGGAUGUCAAGAAUGUUCUCACAUCGGCCAACGAGCGAUCUUUUAACUGCAUCUCCAUCGACGGCGAUACGAGCACGAACGACACCAUUGCCCUUUUAGCAAACGGGGCGGCGGCACCGGAGGGCAGUGCACCGUUGAGAUAUCGCAAAGGAGGGGCGAAGUGGAGUGGAGACGAGAAAGUGUUCCACGAUGUUCUGGUCGAAGUCAUGACCGAUUUGGCGCAGCUCGUCGUUCGCGAUGGCGAGGGCGCGACCAAAUUCAUCACGGUGGAGGUAAUGUCGCCACAUUCGAAGAAGGCCGCUCAACGCGCUGCAGCGAGCAUCGCGACAUCCGCACUGGUCAAGACGGCAAUGUACGGCCAGGACGCAAAUUGGGGCCGGAUAUUGUGUGCGAUUGGAUACGCGCCCGGAAUCGUCCACAAUCCCGUGCAACAAGCCUCGCCCGAGGAGAAUCAAGUCAACCCGGAGAAGACAUCGGUAUCCUUCAUCCCCGCCGACGGGAGCGAGGAGCUCAAGGUGUUCAUUCGGGGGAGGGCGCAAGAAGUGGACGAGAAGCGUGCAAAGGAGGUGCUGGAGAUGGAGGAGAUUAAGAUUGUGGUCUGGCUAGACGAACUACCAGAGGGCGGGAAGUGGCACACGGCGCGGUACUGGACUUGUGACUUUAGUCAUGAGUAUGUCACCAUCAAUGGGGAUUACAGGACGUGAUAUUAUGGAUCAUUCGAGCGGCA